AUGGCCAAAUUAAUUUACCUCCUUGUAUUAGUAAUAUCUAUUAACGUAAACGCUCAACAAAGCCAAGGUAUUGGAACGUUGAACAACAACGGCAAUCAAAAUGACAACAGUGAUGGAAAUGCCAAUGUGAACAACAAUGUUAUAACAAGUGUUAACGCAGCAGUGAACAACAUACGAAAUUCUGGAGGUCUUGGCGGUCAAGGAGGAAAUUCUGGCGGUCUAGUCGGCGGUGGUGGUGGCAGCCGCAGUGGAGGCGGCAGAGGAGGCAGCCAGGGGUCUGGAGGCUCUGGUGCCGGACAAGCUAUAGGCUUACAAAACGACAACGCUAACGAAAACGAAAACAGCGAUGGAAAUAUAAAUCUCAACAAUAACCUCUUGGGUGGUCAAAAUACUGACGUGAGUAAUGUUCGAAACUCCGGAAGGGGAGGCAGUCGUGGAGGCUCUAGCGGUGGAUCUGGAGGCUCUGGCUCAAAUGGUGGAUCUGGAAGUUCAGGUUCCGGUGGUCGAGGACAAAGCAUAGACACUGACAACCAGAACGCGAAUCAAAACGAAAACAGUGAUAAGAAUAUAAACGUAAAUAACAAUGUGAUCGAUGGCGCUAACUUAGGUAUCUUAAACAGCCGUAACUCGGGUGGUAGAGGAGGCAGCCGUGGAGGAUCAGGAGGUUCUUCAGGAGGCUCUAGUGGAUCGGGUUCAGGAGGCAGCGGUUCCAAUGGUGGACAAAGCAUUGGUGUCGAUAAUAAUAAUCAAAAUAACAAUGAUAACAGUGACGGAAACCUCAAUAUCAACAACAACGUCCUCGGAAAUGGUAACUUAGAUCUGAGUCAAAUUCGCAACUCAGGAGGUAACCGAGGCAACGGUAGAGGUGGAUCGGGGGGAUCAGGUGGUAGCUCCGGAUCUGGUAGCUCUGGCAGCGGUGGUUCAGGCAACGGAGGACAGAGUAUCAACACUGACAACCAAAAUGGCAAUCAAAAUGAAAAUAGCGAUGGAAAUAUCAACGUCAACAACAACGUACUUGGUGGCGGAAACCUUGACUUGAGUAACAUCCGGAACUCUGGCCGAGGAAACAACCGAGGAGGCUCAGGUAACAGAGGCUCUGGCAAUGGCGGUUCUGGUAACGGAGGGUCUGGUAAUGGCGGUUCUGGUAACGGGGGUCAGAGUAUCAACACUGACAACCAAAACAGCAACCAAAAUGACAACAGUGAUGGCAAUAUUAACCUGAACAACAAUGUGCUUGGAGGUCAAAACAUAGAUCUGAGUAACAUCCGUAACUCGGGCCGUGGAAAUAACGGAGGAAGAUCAGGCAAUGGUGGUUCUAGAAAUGGAGGUUCUGGCAACGGCGGCUCUGGUAAUGGUGGAAACGGAGGACAGAGCAUCUUAACUGAUAACCAGAACCAAAACCAAAAUGACAAUAGUGACGGAAAUAUCAACGUCAAUAACAACGUCCUUGCAGGUCAAAACAUUGACCUGAGCAACAUCCGUAACUCUGGGCGUGGAGGAAACAGAGGAGGUUCAGGCUCAAACAACCGUGGUAAUGGACAAGGUAGUGGAAAAGGGCAGUCUAUCAACACAAUUAACGAUAACAGUAACAACAAUGAUAACAGCGAUGGCAACAUUAAUGUGAACAACAAUGCCAUAAGCAAUAUGAAUACAGACAUCAAUAAUCAGCGUAACGUAGGUCCUAAUGGUUGCAAUGGUCCCAACUGUUUUGGCCCAUGGAAUGGUCCUUGGAACGGCCCUUGGAAUGGUCCUUGGAAUCCUAACUGGUAUGGACCUUCCAACUAUGGAUGGAACGGCAACAACUGGAAUGGCUGGAAUGGUAAUGGUUGGAACGGCAAUUGGAAUGGCAAUGGUUGGAAUGGUAAUUGGAAUGGUAACUGGAAUGGUAACUGGAAUGGUAACUGGAAUGGAAAUGGCUGGAAUGGUAAUUGGAAUGGCAAUGGAUGGAACGGAAAUGGCUGGAAUGGAAAUGGUUGGAAUGGCAAUGGUUUCAACAAUGGUAACGGCUUUAACAACGGCAACAAUGGAAACAACGGCAAUUUCGGAGGCCAACAAAUUAAUACCAUCAAUGAUAACCAAAACAAUAAUGAAAACAGUGACGGAAACAUUAACGUUAAUAACAACGUCAUUGCUGGUUUGAAUGCGGCUGUAAACAAUAUCCGUAACUCCGGCGGCAAUGGUGGUCAAGGUGGUUCCAACGGUGGUCGUGGUGGUAACUCAAGAAACAACGGUGGUCGCGGUGGUAACUCUGGAGGCAACGGUGGACAACUUAUCAACACCAACAAUAACAACCAAAACAACAACGACAAUAGUGACGGAAAUGUCAACGUAAAUAACAACGCCAUUGCUAGUGUAAAUGCGCUACUUAAUAACGUUAGAAACUCAAACGGCCGUGGGGGUAACAACGGAGGUCGUGGCGGUCUCAUCGGAGGUGGUGGAAACAAUGGAGGUUCAGGUGGAAACGGAGGUGGUGGUCUCCUUGGUGGCCAAGUGAUUGAUACUCAGAACAACAACCAAAACAACAAUGAGAACAGUGAUGGAAACAUCAACGUUAACAACAAUGUUAUUGACAGCCAAAACAUUGGCGUAAACAACAUUCGUAACUCAGGGCGAAACAAUGGAAACAACCGCGGAAACGGAAGAUCUGGUGGUAACCGAGGCAAUGGAGGAAACGGAGGUCAAAUCAUCAACACAGAUAACAACAACUUCAACAACAAUGACAACAGCGAUGGAAACAUUAACGUUAAUAACAAUGCCAUUUAUAACCAAAACUUAGGUGUCAACAAUGUGCGUAACAGUAAUGGCGGUAGAAACAAUGGACGUGGAAACAACAACAACGGAAAUGGUAUGAAUGGAAAUGGAUGGAAUGGAAAUGGAUGGAACGGAAACGGAUGGAAUGGAAACGGAUGGAAUGGAAACAGAUGGUACGGAAACGGGUGGUACGGAAACGGAUGGUACGGUAACUGGGGCGGCAAGAACUGGGACACUGGAUACGGCUAUGACAGCUACAAAAAUAAUUAUGGCAAAGGCUACGGAGACGGCUACUCUACUUAUUACAUAGAUUAUGACAAUUAUGGCAGCAAAGGAAUCUACGAUUACAUUUAUUCUAAGUCCAAGUACAUUUAA
Messenger RNA from Plutella xylostella (diamondback moth), 3126 nucleotides. RefSeq lists its product as uncharacterized. The record is from RefSeq and is a predicted model, not a curated record. Lineage: Eukaryota; Metazoa; Arthropoda; Insecta; Lepidoptera; Plutellidae.